Macroventuria anomochaeta is the source of this 1852-nucleotide messenger RNA. RefSeq lists its product as uncharacterized. Gene Ontology annotation, molecular function: RNA polymerase II cis-regulatory region sequence-specific DNA binding; DNA-binding transcription factor activity, RNA polymerase II-specific. Lineage: Eukaryota; Fungi; Ascomycota; Dothideomycetes; Pleosporales; Didymellaceae. The record is from RefSeq and is a predicted model, not a curated record. Gene Ontology annotation, biological process: regulation of transcription by RNA polymerase II. The transcript has a single exon. Bases 108 to 1751 code for a protein of 547 amino acids.
CUUGGAAGUUGCGCUGCAUUGUAGCGUUCAGCACUCGACAUUUCCAAUAAACUCUGAUAUUAACAACCCAUUGAUCGACAUCUCGGCCCCACUCGAGCUCGAACACGAUGCUGUCGCCCAACAGCAUUCCGUCCAAGAGGACCGGUCGAGCUUCGAGCACCUGGUCCAUCGACUCCGGGUAUGGCUCCGGCAUCCACGAGGACGUAAAGCUUGGCUUCAUUGUGAGUGCGGUUCAUCAAAGACUAUUGUCCGUUACAUCAACUGAACGCUGUCAGCUCGACACACGUGACAUCACAUCCGGCAGCGUGAUACAACAUCCACAUCAGCAACCCAUCGGUCUUGGAAUCGACGAACUGACAGAGCUACAACUCAGAGAUGACAUCGUGAUCAAAAAUGAGGACCACAGUUUCGAGCCCAGCACGCCACGACUGAGAGUGUGCACCGCGAUCUCGAACCCUUCCACGCCAGACCCCAUUUCGCCCGCCUCGCCUUCCGAAGUCAGACGUUCGCAUGCAAGAAAAUCCACCAGCAAGCUUCCUUCGCAGGCUGUAGGUCGUCUUAACGCUUGGCUCGAUGCAAACCGACAUCACCCAUACCCAAACGCCAACACGAAGCAAGCACUAGCGGAAGCAUGUAGUAUCACUAUCAAGCAAGUCACCACAUGGUUCACCAAUACCCGACAAAGGCAGCUCAAGUCACAAGAGAAUGGCACGGGAGGAGUCGGUAGUGAACAUAGUCACACCCCAACUCAAGCUUCGAGGAAGGGGAAGAAGAAGGAUUACGGUCGCAGCAACGGCGCAUCGCCAAUCGAAGGGUUUCUGUCUCCACCACGACUCUCACCUUGCGCCUCGAUGUCAGAGAACUCGUCUGGUGAAGGGGACAAUUGGCAGUGUACAUUCUGCAGGGUCCCUCUCACAGCGAAGUCCUGGCGUCGCCAUGAGGAGACACAACACCAUCCCAAGCACCAAUGGACAUGCCUCGCUACCGGGCCAAGCAUCCAGCUCCCAUCUUGUUCCUCGUCAAUCUGCGCCUUCUGUGAGCUCCAAAACCCCGAUGAGGACCAUUUCCGAUUCUUCCAUCGUAUCGGAGACUGCUUAUGUAAAGAUGCCAACGAACGAACUUUUGGUCGACCGGAUCACCUACAGCAACACGCAAGGAACUUCCACAAAUGUACACACUCACUAACUGAGCUGGUUCGAGACACAUGGCGUAGAGACGGACCCGGCAUGCUUGACAACAAGAGUUGGACCUGUGGAUUCUGUCAUGAAAUUCUGCAUACUUGGGAUGCAAGAGCGACGCACAUUUCCGGACACUUCAAAGCUGGCCUGACAAUGGCACAGUGGCGCGAGAGUCGUGUGUCCCAGUCGACGCUGCCACGAGAACCUAUCAACUCUGAAGAACCAGCAGCUCUGGACGCUCUUGCCAGUAUGGGUACGACGAUUCCAGGACCCUCGACGUACCAACAACCUCCGACCAACUAUGGUCACAAUGGACCUGCGCACGCCCUGGCACCGUUCGCACCGGUCACCACCGGUCCUUCAGAUCUCAACUUCGACCCCUUUGUUAUGUACGGCAACGAGAUUGAUACGUUCACUCCUCCGACCACCGGUCCAUUGACAUCCUUUUCCUUAUCCACCACGAUGCCCACCAUAGCUCACAGCAAUGAAACUCCCUUCAUGGACCUCAGUUGCAUGGAGUUUGACGAGUAUGGCAAUCCUGUAUGGGAUCACGGUGUUUUGAACUCCUGGUAGGAAAUGCAAGUUACUUUUUGGCGUUCGAUAUACCCUGGGCAUAGACGUUUGUAGAUGGGCAUGGCUGGCAUAGAACGGAUAGAUUAGCGUUCAUUUACAUG